Molecule: messenger RNA, 2129 nt
Organism: Asparagus officinalis (garden asparagus)
Lineage: Eukaryota; Viridiplantae; Streptophyta; Magnoliopsida; Asparagales; Asparagaceae
Product: meiosis-specific protein PAIR2
Exons: 22
Coding region: 115-1917 (600 amino acids)
Source: RefSeq, a predicted model, not a curated record
GCCUAUAAAUAUCCCUCAAGCCCUCCCGCUAGACUCCACAUGAUUCAAAAAUUCCCGAAAUUCUCAAGCUCUCUCCGUUCGUUCGAGAUCUGAUCGUUUUCCAAGUUCGCGAAGAUGGUUGUUGCUCAGAAGGUGAAGGAAGCGGAGAUCACAGAGCAAGAUUCGCUGCUUCUAACAAGAAAUCUGCUCCGGAUUGCAAUUUUCAACAUCAGUUACAUCCGCGGGCUUUUUCCCGAGAAUUAUUUUACCGACAAGUCUGUUCCUGCCUUAGAGAUGAAGAUUAAGAAGCUAAUGCCCAUGGAUCCAGAGUCUCGGAGGCUAAUCGACUGGAUGGAGCAAGGUGUAUAUGAUGCACUGCAGAAGAAGUAUCUGAAGGCACUUCUGUUCUGUAUCUGUGAGGAAUUAGAAGGUCCGAUGAUUGAGGAAUAUGCAUUCUCUUUUAGUUACUCAAAUUCAAACAGCGAAGAAGUAUCCAUGAAUGUGAAUCGGAGUGGAAACAAGAAGAACGGGGUUAACUUCAAGUCUAAUUCCAUGGACAUCACCCCAGAUCAAAUGAGGAGCUCUGCUUGCAAGAUGGUUCGUACUCUAGUUCAGCUAAUGAGGACGCUGGACCAAAUGCCAGAGGAGAGGACUAUUGUGAUGAAGCUCCUGUACUAUGAUGAUAUCACGCCAGGGGACUAUGAACCCCCAUUCUUCAGAGGCUGCUCUGAGAGCGAAGCUCCUAGUAACUGGACUAAGAAUCCUUUAAAGAUGGAGGUUGGGAAUGUCAACAGCAAGCACUUUGUGUUAGCUCUGAAGGUCAAGAGUGUCCUUGAUCCAUGUGAGGAUGAAAAUGGCGGUGCCCCUGAAGAUGAGGUGAGUUUGGGAGCUGAUUCAGUACAAGAGGAUGAUUCUUCAUCCUCUGACGGCGAGAUCCGUCCAUCCUUUGCAGACCAAUUUGUUGUGGCUCCAAUCGCUGGUGAAAAGCGCUCUACUGAAGACAAUGCCAUGGCUUCUGAUGAUGAUACUCAAGAUGAAGUACAUGAAGAAGAACUAACAUCACGAGUAAAGGAAUGGAUAAAAUCCAGGCACGUCAACACUGUUGACCUAGCUGAUGUUCUCUCAAAUUUCCCAGAUAUGUCGGUGGCAUUAACUGAAGAUAUCAUGGAACAAGGAAAAGUUUUUAAUCUCUCUCUCUUUUCUAUUAUUAAAAGACUUAACUUCCACAAAAGCAACUCUCAGGUCUGUGAUGUGAAGCAAGAGGUUGAAAUGCAAGAUGUCAGGCAAACUGAGAAAAUUAACAGAAGUCCUGAUCUUGAUUUCAUGUACAUAAAGGCUCUGUAUUAUGCUCUUCCAAUGGAUUAUGUGACAGUAGCGAAGCUUCAGAAUAAGCUAGAUGGAGAGGCUAAACAGAAUACCGUUCGAAAAUUGAUCGACAAGAUGGCUCAGGAUGGAUACUUGAAAAGCUCAGGCAACAAGAGAUUGGGUAGGCGUGUUGUUCACUCUGAAUCCACCAACAAAAAGCUCAUUGAAGUCAAAAAGAUUAUAGAGGGCCAACCUAUGCAGGAAAUAGAUACCAAAGGGCAGCCUUUUGAUUUCAUCCCUGCAGAUCUCCCUCCCAGGGAUCACAAUGUUAACGGGUCUACAUGUGGCGGCCUCCACUCAAUUGGAUCUGACAUGACACGUACCCGAGGUCGCUCAGAAGCUUACCAGAACGGAUCCAUUCAGAACGGGCAAUCAGCUCAUCAUACUCCAACUAGCAAGGCAGGGCCCAUUGCUUCAGUUGAGAGUGGAGUAGCUGGAAAAGAUGGCAGAGUGAGGGUCUUGAACGGGGGUGACGAUUCUAACUCUACGCAAGACAAGCGCUCGCGAAAAUCUAGCAUGGUCAAAGAGCCAAUUCUACAGUAUGUUGUUAAGCGUCAGAAAUCUCAGGCUUAGGGGGAGGUGGGUACGCUUAUUUGCAGAGCUACAAUUCUACAGAAAUGGGCUUAAGGAAUAUACAUUUUUUUUUGCUUGUUCAUACAAUGCGUAGAUAUAUCUCUCCUGCAGAGAGAUCUAGCGCAGUGUAAAUUGAGAGCUUCUUCUCUUCUUUGUCACGGGUUUUUAUGAUGAUCAAGGAAAUACAUACAUAAUAUAGUAUUAAUCCAUGU